GACCAACCGGCCCAAUUCCGCAUCCAUAUCCCAAAACCCCCGAUUCGGCAAAGUGUCUGAAAACCUAGAAUUUCUCUCAGCUCAAAUUCACAAAUUUUACCUCCAUUUCUGCGCUUCUAUCCACAGAUAUAUACAUCUCCGGCGCAUAUUUGGAGGGAAUCGGUUUUGAAUACCAGUACAUAUAGACAGAGUUGGAGCAUAUGGAGCAGGAGGGAGAUGUUUACGCAGGGAAAAUAGAGGAAGCAGAGGAUAUGGAUGCAGAUGUGGAAAUGUCUGCCGCCCCGAUCUCAGGAGAACAUAACGCUAAAGAUUUGGAGAACAUGAAGAAAAGGUUGAAGGAGAUUGAGGAGGAAUCAGGCGCCCUGCGCGAAAUGCAAGCUAAAGUGGAGAAAGAAAUGAGUGGCGCUCAAGAUUCAGCUUCUGCUUCUGCAAGUCAGGCUGAAAAGGAGGAGGUGGACUCCCGGUCAAUCUAUGUUGGUAAUGUUGAUUAUGCAUGCACCCCAGAGGAAGUGCAGCAGCAUUUUCAGUCUUGUGGCACAGUGAACCGUGUGACUAUCUUAACAGAUAAGUUUGGCCAACCUAAAGGAUAUGCAUAUGUAGAAUUUGUGGAAGCCGAAGCCAUUCAAAAUGCAUUGCUGCUUAAUGAGUCAGAGCUACAUGGUCGCCAAUUGAAGGUGUCCGCCAAGCGAACCAAUGUUCCCGGCAUGAAGCAGUUCCGAGGUAGAAGUGUCAAUCCUUAUCUAGGGUUCCGACCCCGCAGGGCAUUUGUACCUGGUGCUGCAGCCUUCCCCCCAUUUGCUUUUGGGAGGGUGCCAAGGUUCAGGCGUGGCCCGAUCCGCUACAGGCCAUACUAAUUGACUUCAUGGUCCAACACGUUAAGGUCUGGGAGCACCACACAUUCACUCUAUUUCACAUACCAGUACACAUGAAACUAUGAUCCACUCUCUUUCACUCUGCCUUAUCCUCAGUUUAUAUAACUCCCCUUCUUUAAGUUGAUGCUGAGAGUGAUAUUUCUGAUAGCUUGUGUUACAUACAAUGUAAUCUUGAUUUGCAGUUCCUUAAAAAGUGUGUUAGAUUCUUGAUGAAUGGCUAUAUAAAAGUUUGUAUUUGUAAUGUGCAAUAGGCUGCAAUGCUGCAUUGCUUUAGACAAAUUGAUGUUCUUGAUUCAACAAAUAUCCAAUCAAAUUGGCCUUCCAACAAGUUUUACUCCAUUUUAGAUAAAUCUAUAGUCACUUU
Cuscuta campestris is the source of this 1236-nucleotide messenger RNA. The record is from the annotation of a GenBank genome assembly. Lineage: Eukaryota; Viridiplantae; Streptophyta; Magnoliopsida; Solanales; Convolvulaceae.